Messenger RNA from Mastomys coucha (southern multimammate mouse), 5960 nucleotides. RefSeq names its product cytohesin 1 interacting protein (gene Cytip). The transcript has 8 exons. The record is from RefSeq and is a predicted model, not a curated record. Gene Ontology annotation, biological process: regulation of cell adhesion. Gene Ontology annotation, cellular component: cell cortex. NCBI's taxonomy places the organism in Eukaryota, Metazoa, Chordata, Mammalia, Rodentia, Muridae. The coding region runs from base 117 to 1193 and encodes 358 amino acids. Gene Ontology annotation, molecular function: protein binding.
GUCACAUGGGUUCUUUCUGCUACUUUUUGACUGCGAGUCAGACUGCUGUGCAUUUCGCUUCCUCCCUCCUGCAAGGCCACGGAACCAUGUGUUGGCGGGAUUAAUCUUUGUCCACAAUGUCUCUGCAAAGGUUUCUGCAGCAGGGCAGCAAUGGCAAUUUGGAAUACUGUGCUCACUCUGCCUACGGCUCCUAUUCCGUACUCACAAGCCCGCUCACGCUGGAAGACAACCGAAGGAUUCAAGUGUUGGCAGACACUGUGGCUACUUUGCCCCGGGGACGAAAGCAGCUCGCGUUGGCCAGGUCAAGCUCUCUGGGUGACUCUUUCUGGUCUCAAAGGAAGGUUGUUACUGUGGAAAAGCAAGACAAUGGAACAUUUGGAUUUGAAAUUCAGACCUACAGACUCCAGAACCAGAACACCUGUCCCUCAGAAGUGUGCACUAUGAUCUGCAAAGUGCAGGAAGACAGCCCCGCUCAUUGUGCUGGCCUGCAAGUUGGUGACAUCUUUGCAAAUGUCAAUGGUGUGAGCACAGAAGGCUUUACUCACAAACAAGUGGUUGACCUGAUCCGAUCGUCAGGAAAUCUGCUAACGAUAGAGACUCUCAAUGGAACAAUGAUUCACAGAAGAGCAGAACUUGAAGCAAAGCUGCAGACUUUAAAGCAAACCUUGAAGAAAAAAUGGGUGGAGCUCAGGUCUCUGCACUUACAGGAACAGCGCCUGCUGCAUGGAGACGCAGGAAACUCCCCAAAUUUGGAAAAUAUGGACCUGGAUGAGUCGUCCUUGUUUGGAAAUCUCCUGGGGCCAAGUCCAGCCCUUCUGGACAGGCACCGACUGUCCAGUGAGAGCAGCUGUAAGAGCUGCCUGAGCUCCCUCACAGUGGACAGUGAGGACGGCUACCGGACAAGUGUGUCUGAGGACUCCAUCCGGGGUGCCUUCAGUCGGCAGACCAGCACGGAUGAUGAGUGCUUUCACUCUAAGGAUGGAGAUGAGAUUCUGAGGAAUGCUUCUUCCAGGAGAAACCGGAGCAUCAGUGUCACUAGCAGUGGGUCCUUUUCUCCCUUGUGGGAGAGCAAUUACUCAAGCGUGUUUGGGACUCUGCCCCGGAAAAGCAGACGGGGAAGUGUCCGGAAACAAAUUUUGAAAUUCAUCCCUGGCCUUCAUCGUGCAGUGGAAGAGGAAGAGAGUCGCUUUUGAUGGGCUCCAGAGACCUUUUGAAUCGGCUUGUUUCACAAUUCUCUCUCCACCCGCCAAGAUGAACUCCUGGCUUAGUGGGAAAGUACAGAUAGACUGUGAAGCUCACAUCCCAUUUCACAGCAGCAUUGACCUUUAAGUUCUUAUAUUGUUAUUUUGGGGUCUUAUAUCAAGGUGGUUUUUUUUUUUUCAAUCAGUAGAGCUCAAGUUCUAAGCAGACGUCAGGAGAGGAAAAUAAUAGGUUAAAUAAUGAAAUAAUAUGUCUGUUAAUUCUAAUGCUGGCCAGGAAAGUACAAAAAUAUUUAUUAUACUGACCAUGCAUGUAAAAAGUGGAGAAUUCUUAGAUCAAGUGUGAAUAUGGACUGACAGAAUAUAAUUAUUGGGUUGCUUUUCAUAUGUUAAUUUGAUAGAUUACAAAACCUUAUAUUUGCUUAAUUUACUCAGUAGCUUUUGGGGAGAGUUUUCACAAGAGAGAAUUAAAGUUGUUUUCAAACAUUAAAAAAUCAUAAAGAAUAUGACCAUGAGCAUCUUCUCACUUCAAUAGUGACAGUGAGGCAGGAGAAAGGCAUGGUAUCCGUGCUUCUUGGGACUGGUACCCUACGCCACUCCCCCACUCCAUCUCUAAACAAAAUGAGUGAGACUUUCAUUAUUUUCGCCCAUUUCAAUUUUUAUUUUCUGCCUGACCAUGGAUCCCAAGGCCAGAAAUCUCAGAAGCCUAUAGAUCUGUGGUUGUAUUUUGCUGCAAAUGUCUAAAAUUCUAAAAAUGAGAAUGCGGAAAGAACUUUUCUUCUGUAUGUUUUUCUCCUGCUACACCUCGUUAAACAUUCCACGUAGGUAUCACCUCAGCUUUCAGUUCCUUGUUAGCUGUACUUGUAUUGCAUUCUCACCUUUCAAUAAUGCUCUAUAUUAUUUCAACAUCCUUUAAAACUUUUGUUCUGGGGAUACAGCGGAUCAUUACCUAUAUGCUCAAGUAAAUAGUCUGAACCAUGUGUAAAGAUUUAGGUUGAUUCUAAGCUCUCUCUCUCUCUCCCUUUCUCUCUCUCUCUCUCUCUCUCUCUCUCUCUCUCUCUCUCUCUCUGUGUGUCUGUGUGUGUGUGUGUGUUUUCAACAGAGCUGAAACAUUUAAGUGAAAUUUCUACUUGGUCCAUAGAAAGGAAUUUUGAUUUAAAAAAUGAGGUAAAGUUUAUAGGAUAAUAAGUAGUGUGGGACUGUGAAAGGUAGCUUUGGUCCCCAGUUGAAUUAAGGCUUGAAGCCCUGAGGACUCUGAAGGGACAGGAUGGUAGGCUCUUUGCCUGUUCAUGAGCACCAGGUCCCUCUCACAAGCCUCAGCUCCCCUUAGAUUUGUGGCCAUCAGUCACAGAGUCAAGUAAGGGGAACACCCCAAACCCCUCCACAUGUAGAGGAUGUGACCCAUGGUCAUGGAGGCUUAAGACAGAUCUCCAUUUUAAUAAGGUACCUAGAGGCCUGGAGGGUUUAGCCAAUAAGUUUUCUUUCCCAGAAAAAGUGAGGUAAGGUUUGUAGGAUAAUAAGUAGUAAAAGAUAUCUUGGUGGGAUCUGUUGUCUAUAAACUCUUUGACCUAAGACACUUGCUUAUUUGUAUGUGUUAUGUGGCAUACUUCUCAGGUAUAUCAGCAGUGCUGCCUCCCAAAUAUAGAGUGCCAGGUAGUACAAAAGCCCCUUACAUGUGAUCACACACACGCACACACACACACACACACACACACACACACACACACACACACACAAAGAAAUCAGGGAUAUAGAGCCUGCGAUCACAUGGUUUGUCAGUGUCCUGGUUAGAAAUGGAAGCCAUUUCUUCUUGGAUGUAGCUAAUACUCUUGGCCUCUUUAGAAAUCUUUACUCUUUCGCUGGUUCUGGUGUCUCAUGAAUAGUAAUGACACAGACACACGUGGGAAUAGGACAAACAAAGAAGCUUUGCUGUGGAAAGAUGGGGAAAAGUGACAAAUUAAAGGGGAAACUCCUAAAAAAUGGGAGUGAUUCCCAAGAAUGAAAAAGCCCUGGAAAUGUCUUGUCUACAAGUGGUUUUUUCUUUCUUUCUUUCUUUCUUUCUUUCUUUCUUUUUGUUUAUAGGAUUUACAGCAGAAAUUGACAAAGACUGAGAUCAUUUCUAUUGAGAUUGGUCAGUUUUCUAGUGUAUCAUGUAAUAGAGGAACAACUCACUCUGAGCAUAUCCUUCUGCUUCAACCACGGGAAUGAUCAUGCUCUGUUUGCAUGCUAUCCACUCCACCCAGGGUACUUGGAGAGAUCCAGCUUUGUUCAUCUCUGAGUUCUGUUAGUUAGCUACUGGCCUUGACCUCUGUCUGUUAGCUUUCAUAGUUGAUAUUGUAGGUAUAUUGCUGGAUGCUAGUUAAAUUAUGGUCUCUGUAUCAGAGGGAUAACUCAAUCAAAGCUAUAAAGGUGUAUCUGCAGCUGUCCUUAUUCAUUUUUAGGUCUUUGCUUAUGGGGGCAGUCUCCUUUCUGAACUAGAUGGAAGCUUCUUAUUAGAAGAUGUCCUUACCAAUAAGUUAGUCUAUCACAGUUCAAUCACAAGGAAGACUAUAGGGAGGGACAACUGCCUUGUGUAUGUUCCCCCAGUGCUGCAACCAGCAAGGAAUUGAUCUCACUCGGACACUGGAGUAAAGUAACAACAGAUGUAGGUACAGAAAAGCUGGAUGGAGUAGGUCAUGUGCUUUGAUGAAGACGUACCAGCAUCCAGGAAACUCAGCAUGCUUGUAAAACAGCUUAACAAGGAUAUGGGUUAGCUAAUCUUGGUAAGAGGUCUCUCUGCAGGGGAACAGUAUAAGGCUCCAAGCAUCCCAGAGGAGAAAGCCAUGCCUGAUACUUUCACACACUGUCACCAUCUGUAUUCUGACCAGGGGAAGGCCUUGCCAUUUCUGUGGGUCUGAGACACUGGGAUCUUUUGACAUGGUAGUACUCAUGUCAACAUACACAUCAGCUCUAGACUUUAUCCAUUCCUUAGGACAUUGGCUGUCUGGCCUGCCAGUACUGACCUUGCUAGCUAGAAUCUUUGUUUCCUUGUGUCUAGUCAACAUGGUUGUUUCAUACUCAACUCCCCACUCUCUCCGUCUUCCUUGUCACUUUUGACCAAAUUGUUUUAACCUCAACCUUUAUUUAAACCCCAGUAUCUGUUUUGACCUUCCCUUUGCGAUCAGAAAGUCUUCACCAUGAGCCCCUUUUCCUUCCUCUCUGCAGAGUGAUGGCUCCAGCCUCAACUCCAUGCACUUCUCACUGUAAUACUUUUAACUCACCUGCCAGAAAAUAUUAAAAUAUAAAUUGUAGAGGCAAUAGACAAAUUUCUCAUUGUCUCUGGAGAGUAAGAAACCAAACAUUUAGGGUGAUCCUUUUCUUAGCUUUCAUUAGCAAACUUUCAAAUAUAGUACAUAAGAACUUAAAUGCUACAAUAUAUUACAUUUCCUUAUAAUACAUCAAUUAAUUGUAAUACAUUAAUGUUUCCUUAAGAGUUUGUAAAAUAGUUACCACUGAGCUAGUACAGCAUUUUCUUUUCCUCUUUUAGGACUAUUGUGUUAAAGAUCAGCUUACAUGAAUACAGCAUCUUAAUCUUCCCUCAUGACGUACAGGGAAGAGAUGUGCAUGUAUAUGGGUCAAAGUUUCCCGAAAGUGAGAACCUGUUUCAGAGCCACUUCAGAUCAUCUGGGAAAGCAGAGCAUAGGUCACCAGCCUCUCUUGUGGCUUUAAUGCAGAAAUGCAAACUUCUGCUAGUAAAUGUCAAAUGCAAAGUGGGGACAAGGAAGGGACAGAGCCAGUAUCAAGUUCAUUUGUGUUGAGAAGAAUUAGCAUCAAAAGGUAGAACUGUGUUCUUGGGCUUGGGGGGAGAGGAAGCAAAGCUGGUUAACCAGAGGACAGGAAGGAAGGCUGUGCCAUAGACUUGGUGUUCACACGCAGUUCAAUGGAAGUAUGGGGGGGAGGGGUUUCACACCAUGCUUUAGUCUGCAUCUGACCUGAGUGGGACCUUACAGAACACAGUGGCUUACUUGGAUGUAAUUUAUAGGGAAAAUACCUUAAAAGCCAUCUUACCUUUUUUUUUUUUUUGAAUUCUGAAGUUGUCAGGUAUGUAAUUUUGGUGCAUUGUAUUAAUUGACAAAUUGUCAUGAAAAUAUUGUUUUCUAGAACGGUGUCUGAUAAACCAGUUCUGAGUCAUGCCUAUUCUGAACUGCAUAAUCAUUGAGCUAAAAGAAUAGGACAGGAAACAAGUAGGAGAUAAAAGAUUUUUUUUUCUUUUAGAUUUUGAUGCUUUAUGUGUCUGAGUGCUGUACCUGCAUCCAUGUGUGUUCCGUGUGCUGGUAGAGACCAGAAUGCAUCAGAGUCCUCUAGAACAAGGGUUACAGAUGGUUGUUAGCCUCUGCGUAGAUGGUGGGAACUGAGCCUGGUCCUCUGCAAUGGCAUAACCACUGAGCCAUCCCUCCAGUCCCAAAAACACUUUAAAUAAAAAUAACAACGUUAACUCAAAACAUUCUACUUUUAAUACUUUUCUAUCAUACAUGCAUGACACAAAUGGUAACAGAAAUAUCAAUUUGAGUCAAAGAGACUGAACUUGGUCCUAGUUUAUGUACACUCGUUAUGAAAUGUGUUUCUGCAUGUAGACAAAGUAGAGUAACUAAUAUAUAACUAGACUGAGCCCUUCAGGUCACAAACACUGUUGCUUGUUAUCUAUUUCCAUAUAGAAUUAUGGAUUACCAAAUGAAAGUAUUUAUGUUUUGAAAUAAAGAAUGCUUUUCUUGGGUAUCAGCA